Molecule: messenger RNA, 1716 nt
Organism: Aspergillus pseudotamarii
Lineage: Eukaryota; Fungi; Ascomycota; Eurotiomycetes; Eurotiales; Aspergillaceae
Product: asparagine--tRNA ligase DED81
Exons: 2
Coding region: 1-1716 (571 amino acids)
Biological process (GO): asparaginyl-tRNA aminoacylation
Cellular component (GO): cytoplasm
Molecular function (GO): asparagine-tRNA ligase activity; nucleic acid binding; ATP binding
Source: RefSeq, a predicted model, not a curated record
AUGACUACCAUCUAUAUCGACGAAGACGUCGGUAGGGACGACUCUACCGCGACCGGAUCUGAAUCCGCUCCCUACAAGACGCUUGUGCAUGCUUUCCUGCAGCACGCUCCUAGCGAAGGUUUUCAAUAUCUGACGCGCAAGUCCCAGACCGAGCCCGCCGAUAAGGAUGUCGACAAGCUGGAGUGGAAGCCGGCCACCAAGUCGGCGAUGAAGAAGGCCACCAACCUCUACGAGCAACGGAAAAAGAAGGCGGCAAAGGAACAGGAAUUGGCUAUCCGUGAGAAGCAGGAGGCGGAGAAGCGCCGUCUCGUCCUGGAGGAAGCGAAGAAGAUCAUUAUCAAGGAGGACCCCUCCCUCCCUAAGCCGGUCAGAAUCCGCCUUGAUGUGACUGACCCAGCCGUUGUCAAGCUUGGAAGCCCGGAGUCGGAGGGUCCUGGUACUCGUGUCCGCGUGCUGGGCAGAGUUCAUCGCCUUCGAGCCCAGAAGGAUGUCGUUUUCCUUACCUUGACAGAUGGUUACGGCUACCUCCAAUGCAUCCUAACGGGAGACAUGGUCAAGUCCUACGAUGUUAUGACUCUUACUCUCGGAACCUCCAUUUCCAUUCAUGGUGAAAUGCGUGCCGUCCCACCUAAGCAGCAUGCCCCCAACAACCGUGAACUUCACGCAGACUUCUUCACUAUCAUCGGUCGUGCCGCCGGUGACAAGGAAGCCAUCACCACACGAGUCGCCCCUGAUGCCGACCCGCAAACCCUCUACGACAACCGUCAUCUUGUCCUUCGUGGCGAGACCGCUUCCGCUGUCAUGAAGGUGCGCGCAGCAGCUCUUCGGGCAUUCCGCAAAUCUUUUGAGGAGAACCGCAUGCUGGAAGUGACCCCUCCCGCAAUGGUGCAAACGCAGGUGGAGGGUGGUAGCACCCUGUUUAAAUUCGACUACUACGGCGAGAACGCCUAUCUCACUCAGUCUUCCCAACUGUACCUGGAAACCUGUCUCCCAUCCUUGGGUGAUGUCUUCUGUGUUUGCCCGUCAUUCCGCGCCGAGAAGUCCCUUACUCGUCGACACUUGUCAGAGUAUACUCACAUCGAAGCCGAACUUGACUUCAUCACCUUCACCGAUCUCCUGGAUCACUUAGAAGCUGUGAUCUGCCGUGUCAUUGAAUUGAUCCUGGCCGAACCUGAGACCGCAGCCCUCAUCAAGCAACUCAACCCCGACUUCAAGCCCCCCAGCCGUCCCUUCCGCCGCAUGAAGUACUCUGAUGCCAUCCAAUGGCUCAUCGAGCACGAAAUCCCCAACGAAGAAGGCAAGCCCCACCAGUUCGGUGAUGACAUCGCCGAGGCCGCCGAGCGCAAGAUGACCGACAUCAUCAACCAGCCCAUCUUCCUCACCCACUUCCCCGCUGAUAUUAAGGCCUUCUACAUGAAGAAGGACCCCGAAGACCGCCGUGUCACCGAGAGUGUCGACGUCCUCAUGCCCGGUGUCGGUGAGAUUGUCGGUGGCAGUAUGAGAAUGGACGACUGGGACGAGCUCAUGAACGCCUAUAAGCAUGAGGGCAUGGAUCCCUCCCCCUACUACUGGUACACUGACCAGCGCAAGUACGGUACCUCCCCCCACGGUGGAUAUGGGCUCGGUCUCGAGCGAUUCCUCGCCUGGCUAUGCGCCCGUUACACUGUCAGGGAUUGCAGCUUGUAUCCUCGCUUCACUGGCCGUUGCACACCUUAA